This is a messenger RNA of Mangifera indica (mango), 1622 nucleotides long. RefSeq names its product plant UBX domain-containing protein 4-like. The coding region runs from base 109 to 1374 and encodes 421 amino acids. The record is from RefSeq and is a predicted model, not a curated record. Gene Ontology annotation, biological process: Golgi organization; proteasome-mediated ubiquitin-dependent protein catabolic process; nuclear membrane reassembly. Gene Ontology annotation, molecular function: ubiquitin binding. The transcript has 4 exons. Gene Ontology annotation, cellular component: cytosol; nucleus. Lineage: Eukaryota; Viridiplantae; Streptophyta; Magnoliopsida; Sapindales; Anacardiaceae.
CUACGUUUCCACGUUUCCAAAGCCCGGUCGUUCACCUCAAACGCAAGCAUACAAGUACUUUCAACGAUCCAGUUGAAACAAAUCGAAUAGAAUCAAAUCAGAUUGUCAAUGGAGGGGUCAACACAACAAGAAACCAACACAAACCUAAUCAACUCUUUCAUGGAGAUCACGUCAUCCACUAAAGAAGAAGCUCUGUUCUUCUUGGAGUCUCAUCAGUGGGACCUGGACGCUGCCGUUUCAACUUUCUUAGACGAUGCCACCAUUACUGCCGCCGCUUUUACAUCUCAACCCGACUCUUUUAAUCUCCCUGCCGUUAGCUCUCCCUUGCCAUCACUGUCUCACCAGUCGCCGUCUACUUCUCCGUCUGCGUCUCUGUCUCGUUCUCCAUCUAGGUCUCGAUCUCCCUCUCCCGCUCCUGCUCGCGAACCCUACCAACUGCGCUCGCGCCGCCGACCGGAGAGGAAGGAGGGUAAAAGGGCGUCGGGGACGCGUGGCGGGAUUAGAACGCUUGCUGAUCUCAAUAGGACUCCUCUUGGUGACUCCGAUAGUGACGACGAUGAGCCACAGCAGUAUUAUACUGGUGGUGAGAAGAGUGGAAUGCUGGUCCAGGAUCCUACUAGAGGUUCUGAUAUUGAUGUGGAUACAAUUUUCAAUCUAGUUAGACACUCAGCUGUAGAACCACGCAGCAGUCACCAUCAACCAUCUUCUAGCUCAAAAGCCUUCACUGGAACAGCAAGAUUACUCACUGGGGAGCCGGUGCCAUCUGCUCCUUCUCAACCUUCUCAACCUGAAGAAGUUGUUCACAACAUUACUUUUUGGAGGAAUGGAUUCACUGUGGAUGACGGUCCAUUGCGGAGAAUGGAUGAUCCUGCGAAUGCAUCCUUCUUGGAGAGCAUCAUGAGAUCUGAGUGUCCGAGGGAGCUUGCUACUCCAGAUAGGAGAGGGGGUGUGCAUGUUCAACUCAAUAAGCGUGAUGAAGAGUACUCUGAACCACCAAAGCGCCGUUCUUCUUUCCAGGGUGUAGGCAGAACUUUAGGUAGCAGUGUAACCCCUGCUUCUGCCAUCUCUGAACCCAGUGCUGGUGCCACUUUCUUCACAGCUGCUCCAUCACCAUCAAUAGGUCUAGUUGUGGAUUCAUCAUCACCAACUACCUCAAUUCGGCUGAGAUUAGCAGAUGGUACUCGCCUGGUUUCCCGCUUCAACUACAACCAUACAAUCAGAGAUAUUCAUGCCUUCAUUGAUGCAUCUAGACCUGGUGGCCCAAGGAACUAUCAAUUGCAGGCAAUGGGGUUCCCUCCUAAGCAAUUAACUGAUCUGAACCAAACAAUAGAGCAAGCCGGUAUAGCCAAUUCAGUGGUUAUACAGAAACUCUAGCCGCAUUGUCUUUCUUCUCCUGCACUUUACUUAUUUUUCUUUUUCUUUCAAAAUCGACCUUCAAUCUGAUGGGAUUCAAUUCAUCUUCAGAGAAAGAUUUACAGUAGCUAUAGAGGUAUCGGUUUUGUUGUCUUUAGUAUGACAUGAUGAUUCAACAACUUCAUGUUUAAGAUAAUUAAUUCUGGUACUGUAUUCUGCAACUCUUUUUUAUCAGUUCAAAUCAAUUUCAACCUUCCAUCCCCCAGAAA